AUGCCACUCUCUCCGUCAGGCGGUAACGUAGGCUAUCCAUCACUCGGCGACACCGAUUCGCCAACUUUUGGAAAGCCAUCCGCGUUGGGCACGACAGCUUCAUCACAUACGAAGCAGAACUCUCAGUCGAAUUCAUCUGCACAGAGAGCGCCUGUACAGAAGAAGUACGACCAUCUAUUCGUCAAGACUGAUCGGAAACCACAGUAUCACAAGCCACAAGUCUCCAGCAACCCGUUUCACCAGCUUAAGAACCAGGUGGUAGAGAAAGCACAGGAGACCAUCAAUAAGCUGACAGAUCGAUCCGACAAGCCUAGCAAUGGCGCUGGCUCACAGAGUGAUCCAUUCAUCAUACCAGAUCCGAUGAGGCAGCAGUCGUAUCAACCACGCCCAGCGCCUCCUCCAGCGCCGAUGUACUCUUCUGCCGUCAACACGAAUCCAUACUUCAAGCCUGCCUCAACCAGCAACUUCGUAUAUCCUACAGCAUCUGCGUCUCAUUCACAGUUCGACGACUUCUCCUCAUCAGACCCACUAACCUACAUGGACGCCGGCAAAGCCAAUGACAACAUCAAAGCAUUGUUGGAGGGCGCCUUCGAGGACGAGGAGGAGAAGAAGCCGAGGACACGUCGAAAAGACAAGCCUCAGAAUGGCGACGUCGAUGCUCUUGCGGCAAAGCUAGGUGAUGUGAAGGUUGAUGAUAAGGGAGACGAGAGUGAAGAAGAGGAGAACGACGGCUCAGUAGAAGGUCUGAAAGUGAAGCUACUUCCUCAUCAAAUCGACGGUGUUGAAUGGAUGAAGCACAAAGAGCUUGGCACUCGAAAGACGAGAGGUGUGUUCCCACUUGGCGGCAUCCUGGCUGACGACAUGGGCCUGGGCAAGACAAUACAAUCGAUCGCCUUGAUCCUCAGCAAUAAGAAGCCGACCGCUGAAGAGAUCGAAGCACAUCCAAAGCGGAAGCUGCCACAAGGUGUCAACAAGGGGACUUUAGUCGUGGCGCCUCUCGCAUUGAUCAAGCAGUGGGAAGGAGAGCUCAAAGACCGUAUAGAAGACUCACAUGCGCUGAGGAUAUGUGUACAUCACGGGCCAAAACGAGCAAAGAGUUCAAAAGAUCUCAAAGGCUACGAUGUUGUCAUCACCACAUACUCGACGCUCACCUCAGAGCAUGCCGACUCCGGAGGCGAUCUGAAGACUGGCUGCUUCGGUCUCCAUUGGUGGCGUGUCAUUCUUGACGAAGCUCACUCAAUCAAGAAUCGUAAUGCGAAAGCAACAAAGGCAGCAUGUGCACUCGACGCCCACUAUCGAUGGUGCUUGACAGGCACACCUAUGCAGAACAACCUCGACGAGCUGCAGAGUCUCAUCCACUUCUUGCGCAUCAAGCCCUACGAUGAUCUCAAUGUUUGGCGGGAGCAAAUCACGAAGCCGAUGAAUGGUGGUCGUGGUGGGCUCGCAAUCAAACGACUGCGUGCAUACCUCGGCGCAUUCAUGAAGCGCCGUACAAAGGACAUUCUCAAGCAAGAUGGUGGGCUGACCACUGGCACAAAAGCAACCGGAAAAGGCAAGGAGGCUUUCAAGAUUGUGAAACGUACAGUCGACCACAUCGAAGCUGACUUCACACCUCAAGAGCGCGCCUUUUACACAAAGUUGGAGUCACGAACCGACAAGAGCCUCGAGCUGAUGAUGGCUGGCAGCAAGAUCAGCUACGCCAGUGCUUUGGUCCUGCUGAUGCGCCUGCGUCAGGCAUGCAAUCAUCCUCGACUGACCGGUAGUGAUCUCAGCAAAGAGAAAGACUCUGCAGCCGGUUCUGGCAAUCAGACGCCAAGUCGAAAGAAAGCCACAGAUGAUGACAUGGACGCUAUUGCAGGACUGCUUGGUGGGCUUAGUGUGGAAACCAAGCUCUGUGAUAUGUGCCAGAUCGAGCUGACAUCCGAACAAUCCAGUGCCGGCAAUGUUCGGUGCGACGAAUGCGAAGCAGACCUACAGGAUGAUGCGUUCACUAUCAAGAAUUUCAAGUCAAAGGACAAAGCCAAGAAGCACCGAAAAGCAUCUAUGGCUAAGCCGCUUCGUGAGAAGCGUAGACAGGCCAGAAAAGCCAUCAUCGACUCUGACGACGAAGAUGAGGAAGAUGUCGUGCCUGCUAAGGACGAAUCCGAAUCUGAGUCCGGCGACGACGACGACGACGAAGAGUCGGAAGAUGAUGAAAUAUACGGCUCAUCAGAAGACGACAACCCUCAGACCGAUUUAAUUGCCUCAACGAAAAUCCGUCACCUCCUCAAGAUCCUCUCCACCGACUCCGCCGAGCACAAAUACAUCGUCUUCUCCUUCUUCACAUCCAUGCUCGACCUCAUCGAACCCUUCCUCGCUGCACAACACAUCAACUUCGUCCGCUAUGAUGGUGCCAUGCGUAAUGACGCCCGCGAAGCCUCCCUCGAGUCUCUCCGCACCAACGCGAAAACCCGCGUACUGCUCUGCUCGCUGAGGGCUGGUAGUCUUGGCCUCAACCUUACGGCCGCAUCCCGCGUCGUGAUCUUGGAACCCUUCUGGAACCCCUUCGUCGAAGAACAAGCUAUCGAUCGCGUGCACCGCCUGAACCAGACCAAAGACGUGAAAGUCUACAAGAUGACGAUCAAAGACACGGUCGAAGCACGUAUCCUCGAACUGCAAGAGAAGAAACGUGAGCUCGCCAAUGCGACGAUCGAAGGCCAGAAGGCCGGUGGUGUGAAGUUGACGCUGCAGGAUAUGCUGAACUUGUUCAAGCACGACGGUGGGGCCGACGACAAGAGAUUGGAUAUGAUCGGGAUGAAGCCGAGCGCGGGUUUGCUUGAGAAGGGGGAGAGUACGAGGGAGCGUUCUACUCCGCCGGUCUCAAUUAAUUCCUACAACCAUAGCAAUGGUGGUCGGCGGAUCUUGAGUGAGGCGGAGAAGGAGAGGCAGAAGCAGCGGCAGGAGGCUGCUAGUGGUGUGUAUGGGAGACGGUACUGA
This is a messenger RNA of Cyphellophora attinorum, 2976 nucleotides long. Its product is annotated as putative ATP-dependent helicase. NCBI's taxonomy places the organism in Eukaryota, Fungi, Ascomycota, Eurotiomycetes, Chaetothyriales, Cyphellophoraceae. Gene Ontology annotation, cellular component: cytoplasm. Gene Ontology annotation, molecular function: ATP-dependent chromatin remodeler activity; ATP binding. The record is from RefSeq and is a predicted model, not a curated record. The transcript has a single exon. The coding region runs from base 1 to 2976 and encodes 991 amino acids.